AUGCUUACCGGUGCCCGCGAGUCGAUUCGUAAUGCCUUCCGGGACAAGGCCACCCUCCCUCCCUCGGACCCCUCGAUCGAACCCGCUCUGAAGCAUGCCGACGAGGUUGCCGCUUUCUUGAAGGCCAACGUUGUACAGGGUAUCAAGCAGGAGGAUAACACAUACAAGCUCCGGAUUCACGAACACACUGAAAGAGGCGACAACGAGUCUAUCAAGUUUGCAAACAAGAACCCAAGGGUUGGGGUCAAGUGCUGCUCUGAGAUGUAG
This is a messenger RNA of Podospora anserina S mat+, 267 nucleotides long. RefSeq lists its product as uncharacterized. The coding region runs from base 1 to 267 and encodes 88 amino acids. NCBI's taxonomy places the organism in Eukaryota, Fungi, Ascomycota, Sordariomycetes, Sordariales, Podosporaceae. The record is from RefSeq and is a predicted model, not a curated record. The transcript is spliced from 2 exons.